Molecule: messenger RNA, 1448 nt
Organism: Candoia aspera
Lineage: Eukaryota; Metazoa; Chordata; Lepidosauria; Squamata; Candoiidae
Gene: CRTAM
Product: cytotoxic and regulatory T cell molecule
Exons: 11
Coding region: 10-1308 (432 amino acids)
Biological process (GO): detection of tumor cell; positive regulation of natural killer cell mediated cytotoxicity directed against tumor cell target; cell recognition
Cellular component (GO): plasma membrane
Molecular function (GO): signaling receptor binding
Source: RefSeq, a predicted model, not a curated record
CACCUCAAGAUGCUUUCCCUUCUCCAGGUUUGGGUGCUGGCUUUCUUGUCACUGCGAGGGACUUUUUCUGAGGUUGCAAUUGAACGUCUAAGCUUAGAGGAAGGACAGAAUCUGGAUCUCCACUGUGUUAACAAUAAAGGCAACAGCUCAGCUCUGGAAUGGAGGGAUCCCCUUGGUUUUGCAAUAUUUUUUAAUGCCUGGCAAGCAGGUGUAAGAGGUGGAAGGUAUACACUCCUGCAUUACUCAAAGGGUGCAUUAUCCAUUCGCCUUUCCAACAUAACAGUACAUGAUGAAGGGCUGUACACAUGUCUCUACUACAGCAGGACUGUUGGAAGCAAACUAGUGAACGUUACAGUUUUUGCCCUUCCUUCCAAACCUUUGUUGGAAGCUUUGAGGACUACAGUAGACCACACAGAAGAAAAAAUUGUCUUAAGGUGUUCCACUGAAGGCAGCUGGCCUGCCCCUCAGAUUACUUGGCUGCUACAGAAUGGGAUGGAAAUCUUUGGGGACACCCAACACCAGCUAGAAGCCAAAAAGUUCCAUUCAGUAAGCAACUUGACCAUCUACGCAUUCCCCCAGGGCUCUGUCAUUUCUUGCGUGAUACACCACAAAGCCCUAGGAAAAAGGAAUUUGACUACAACUAUGCACUUGGAACAUGCCAAUUCAGAGGAAAUAUUCAACACAACAGAAGGAAGUUCUAGUACACUGACCACCGGCUUGACUCCGGAGGUAGCAACUCUGCAGACUAAUUCCACCAAUGAACAAAAGCAAAAUAUAACAGAAGAAACUGUUAGUAUUCCAACACUGUCCCCAAACACAGAUGCAGCAACUCAGAGUUCUGAUGCCACCAAUGAAUCCAAUCCAAUAUUCCAUGUAACAGAAGGAAACUCAACCACACAAACACCAUUCCCAAGUACGGAUAUAGCAGUUUGGACAAGAAAUCAAACAGAUGUGAUCUCCAAAGGCUUUGUGGAGAGAAAAGACAACAUUUUGUUUCCAGGCCUUGUGUCUUUACUCCUUCUUGCCCUCUUGAUCAUGGUCCUUCUCUUCAUUGUGAAGCUAUGCAAAGCACAUAGGGACUGGAAAAACGAAAAUGAUGCUUCUGAUCAAACCAUUGAGAGUAACAGGCCCAAGGCCAAGGAAGCCCCUUGCAGACCACAGAAGAAUGCAUGCGCAAUCCCUUGGAGGAACAGUAAGAAGUACACAAUUCAAGAAUCGUAUACCAGGACGCCAAAACCUUCAGAAGGGAGUCAAGAGUCCUCAGUCUUUGAAAAAGAAUUUUCCCACAUUAAAGAAACGGAUAUAUAACACUACGGACAAUAUUGUGUCAGAUUUAAUGGCAAGAACAAUCUUCUCUUUCAUUUUCUUUCCUGCCCUGCACCGUUCUGCAAAAAUCUCUUCAAAAAUCCAGAUUUUGGGGAGGAUUUCAGAUGAGAGAAAGAGACCUC